Molecule: messenger RNA, 1612 nt
Organism: Eurytemora carolleeae
Lineage: Eukaryota; Metazoa; Arthropoda; Copepoda; Calanoida; Temoridae
Gene: Dip-B
Product: putative aminopeptidase W07G4.4
Exons: 18
Coding region: 22-1536 (504 amino acids)
Biological process (GO): proteolysis
Cellular component (GO): cytoplasm
Molecular function (GO): manganese ion binding; metalloaminopeptidase activity
Source: RefSeq, a predicted model, not a curated record
CCUGUCUUCGCUACAUUUAGGAUGGGUGUCCUAACAAAGGCCGUCAAAAGUUUGGACGAUGGAAAUUUCGACGCUAUUGUCGUCGUUGCUCCUUCAACAAAGGGAUUACCAGAUCUGAUAAAAUCAGCUCUAGCCCCUAUCCUGGCCCUGGAUGCCGGAACAGAAUCAAAGGGCUGCACUCUUAUCCCCAUUUCACUGCCAGCCAAGCGUCUGAUCUAUUCAUGUACCGGUCCGGUUGACCGGGACUAUGAUGACCUGCGCCGGUUCCACGAGGCCGGCGCGGCAGGGGUCAAGCGCGCGUUUGGAGCUGGUGCACGCUCACCGCUUCUCAUGGUGCAGGGAUCUCUUCCAGGAGGGUCGGAAACUGAUGCUGCUAUGGCGGGUUUACUGGGUGGAUUCUCUGCUGUUUAUGUUCCUAUUGAAAUGAGGGAAUCUGUCAAGGAGAAGGCAACGAAGGUUGAUAAACUGGGAUGGUUAGGGUCUGAAGACCAACUCCUGUUUGCAUCACAGAUAGAAGAUGGACUCAUUGUCGGCAGAGACAUUGGCGGGAGUGAUCCUGAACGAAUGGCUCCUCCGAGAGUUGAAGAAUAUGUUCGUGAAGUGUUCAAAGGAACUAACAUCUCCAUUGAAGUAGAGAAAGGGCAGGCCCACCUAGAGCGUGAAUAUCCAUGUAUGGCUGCUGUGAACAGGGCGGCCAGCCUGAUUGACCGACAUGAUGCUCGGCUUAUCUGGCUUACCUACAAACCUGAAGGUCAGAUCAAGAAGACCGUAUACCUGGUAGGAAAGGGAAUCAGCUAUGAUACCGGUGGCGCUGAUAUCAAGGCCGGGGGUGUCAUGGCCGGUAUGUCAAGGGAUAAGUGUGGAGCAGCAGCUGUAGCUGGGAUUAUGAAAACCCUUUCCCUUGUCAAACCUAAAGGAGUUAUGGUGGUUGGAGCCCUCUGUAUGGUGAGGAACAGUGUGGGGGAGAACUGUUAUGUUUCAGACGAGAUUAUAACUAGCAGGGCAGGCGUAAGAAUAAGGAUUGGUAACACUGAUGCCGAAGGAAGGAUGGCAAUGGUUGAUGUUCUCUGCAAAUGCAAGGAAUCUGCAGUUAAGCAACCGGACCCAAGUCUGUUUACCAUUGCUACUCUAACUGGACAUGCAUGCAUUGCUGUUGGUGAUUACAGUAUUGUGAUGGAUAACGGUCCAGCCCGUCAAGCUGGUGUUGCCCAGAGCCUUGUGGUGGCAGGAGACAAAAUGGCCGAUCUAUUCGAGAUCAGUACUAUCCGCCGAGAGGACUGGGACUUCAAUGUGGAUAAGAGCGGAGAGUUUGUUUCUAUACUACAGGCUAACAGUGCACCUAGUACUAGGACACCUAGGGGGCAUCAGAUACCUAGUGCAUUCCUUCAACAGGUUUCUGGAUUGGAUAAACAUCAGUUAAAGGAUGAAACUCCUCUUAAAUAUUCCCACAUUGAUAUUGCAGCAUCCGCAGGGGAUCUGCCUGAUCCUACUACAGGCCGACCUGUUGCUGCACUUGUCAAGUACAUCAUUGAGUAGGUUCUUGGGGUUCCAGGUGUCUGGGAGUACAAGAUGUACUGAUGGUAGACACUUAAGGAAACAAGAGAAAAUGAAA